Messenger RNA from Ailuropoda melanoleuca (giant panda), 3370 nucleotides. It is a transcript of the gene DCBLD1, whose product is annotated as discoidin, CUB and LCCL domain containing 1. The record is from RefSeq and is a predicted model, not a curated record. The transcript is spliced from 16 exons. Gene Ontology annotation, molecular function: signaling receptor activity. Gene Ontology annotation, cellular component: plasma membrane. Bases 1708 to 3351 code for a protein of 547 amino acids. NCBI's taxonomy places the organism in Eukaryota, Metazoa, Chordata, Mammalia, Carnivora, Ursidae.
GAAUCCUGGCGCUAUGUGUAUUUAACAUGGAGCCAAGGUUAGAAAGUAUAACACGUUGUAGAGAUAGGAAAGGUUUCUCGCGUUUAUCUUCACCUCCAGCAAUUGCAGCUUGGACAUUCCAUCAGCAUCCUGACAUGACUGGUAAAGGUCAGUGGCUGCUUUCCUCUGACUUCCUUAUCCUGAGCAUCUCUUCGACAGAGAUAAAAUAGUUGUCUUAAACGCAUUGUGCUGCACAAACAAGUUUUUUUCCCCUUUUUAUCUGUGAAAUUAAGAAACUUCUCUGAAACAAGGCAUCCGAUUUGUUACCAAUUUUCCCAAAGCACUUGUAACUUAACAAAAGUGAAAAGAGUCUUCCUUUUGAAUUUCAGAUUCACAUAGUAUAAUUUCAGUACUGUUCUUAGAACUCUCAAAGCCAACAUCCACUUCUCUGCAUCUGAGCCGUAAUCCCAGAAGCCCCAUCAUGGGCUCUCUGUGUGUGUCCCACUUUUGAGAGCCUAGCCCAGGAGUUGGCCUACCCGUGUGCCCUACAGAACAGCUCUACCCAGGAGAUGCCCACUGAGGAGGGGUUCCCUGGGAAUAUGACCACCUGGGUCUCCUGUGAGAGCUUUACUGUACACUUGCAAGGCCUUCGAGAUGUCCUCUGGUGAAGAAAAAGGUGAGAUUCUGCAAGCUUAUUUAUCUGCAAAUCUUUUUUGGAGGUGAGGGCUUGACUUCCUUUAAAGUCUCCCUAACACUCAGAAGCGCACAGUGCCCACUGUGGGAGAUGCUGACAUAGCAGUGAGUGGGCCCUAGAUACAUACUGGGGGCUGGGGGCAUUCUAAUGAGAGUUUCUGACAAUUUAGACUUUCCAGCACUUAACACAGCCUCAUUCGUCUCUACCAUGCCCAGCUGCCUUUGGGCUUUUUAAAGAUGAGGAAAACUGAUAUGCACAAAAUGGGUAAUUUCUUAUGAUCAUAGAGCCAACGAGUGAGGGAAUUUGGACAAAGUCAGUAAAUCUAAAGCAAUAUUCUUGAUACUUUGUUAUGUAUAGUAGUUUUAAGUUAAAAUAUGGCAGUUAAAAUAUUUUGAAUUCUUGUCUUGCUAGAUGCUAGUCUCUAUGCUCAGCACUUUACUAGGAUUAUCUCAGUUAAUGCUCGUGAUAAGCCUGUGAGUGGGGCGCUACCCUUGUCUCUAUAUCACGGAUAUAACUUAUGAAAUUAGAAAAGCGAUAGGUGUGCAAACCCUCUUCCCCCACCCCCAUGCCCCUGUCAGUGAUCUUUAACUUUUCCUUAGGAAUCACAGGACUAGAGAGUGACCAACAACCGAGAGCCAGUUGGUUUUUACUUACAGCACGUUGCAGGGUAGCAUUGCAUUAGGUUUCAAGAUUUUUUUUUCCCAUUAGGUGUAAAUGAUGCUUCUUAUGUGAACAUUAUAAUUUUUGAUGUCUUUUUUUUUUUAAGAUUUUUAUUUAUUUGAGAGAGAGAAAGAGAGAGCAGAAGUGGGGAGGAGGGACAGAGAGAGAGGGAGAAGCAGACUCCCCACUGAGCAGAGAGCCCGACAUGGGAUUCGGUUCCAGGACCUUGGAAUUAUGACCUGAGCUGAAGACAGACGCCUAAUCUACUGAGGAACCCAGAUGCCCGGUUUUUGACGUCUCUGCACCCUGAUGGAAAGAGUCUCACAAUAUGUGAUGGCUGUGGGCACAUAGUGACCUAUCAGGACAGUGGCACAAUGACGUCUAAGAAUUAUCCAGGGACUUACCCCAAUCACACGGUUUGUGAAAAGACUAUCAAAGUACCAAAAGGGAAGAAACUGAUUCUGAGGUUAGGAGAUUUGGAUAUUGAAUCCCAGACCUGUGCUUCUGACUACCUUCUCUUCACCAGCAGUUCCGAUCAGUAUGGACCAUAUUGUGGAAGUAUUCCUGUUCCCAAAGAACUCCUAUUGAACACGAACGAAGUCACUGUUCGCUUUGAGAGUGGAUCCCACAUUUCAGGGCGGGGAUUUUUGCUGACCUAUGCCAGCAGCGACCAUCCAGAUUUAAUAACGUGCUUGGAACGUGCUAACCAUUAUUUGAAGACAGAAUACAGCAAAUUCUGCCCAGCUGGUUGUAGAGACAUAGCAGGAGACAUUUCUGGGAAUCUGGUGGAUGGAUACAGGGAUACCUCUUUGUUGUGCAAAGCCGCCAUCCACGCGGGAGUAAUUGCAGACGAGUUGGGCGGUCAGAUCCACGUGCUUCAAAGCAAAGGGAUAAGUCGAUACGAAGGAAUCCUGGCCAAUGGUGUGCUCUCAAGAGAUGGUUCCCUGUCCGACAAGCGAUUUCUCUUUACCUCCGAUGGUCACACAGCAGCAAGUUGCAGCAGAUCAUUGAGUCUGGAACCGGACACACAGAUCAGAGCUUCUUGGCAGUGGGUCAGUGAGACGGGAGAACAAGUUCACUGGUCUCCCGGCCAAGCCCAGCUUCAGGACCAAGACCCGUCAUGGGCUUCAGGGGACAGCGGCAAGACCCGCAGACAGCGCGAGUGGCUGGAGACCGAUUUGGGAGAGAAAAAGAAAAUAACAGGAAUUAUGACCACAGGAUCCACACAGUCGAAUUUCAACUUUUAUGUAAAGAGUUUCGUGAUGAAGUUCAAAAACAACAACUCCAAGUGGAGGACCUAUAAAGGAAUUGCAAGUAAUAAAGAAAAGGUGUUUCAGGGCAACUCUAAUUUUCGGGAUCCAGUGAGGAAUAAUUUCAUCCCUCCCAUCGUGGCCAGAUACGUGCGGGUUGUCCCCCAGACGUGGCAUCAGAGGAUAGCCUUGAAGGUGGAGCUCUUUGGCUGCCGGAUCACACAAGGUAAUGACUCGUUGGUGUUUCGCAAAACAAGUCCAAACACUGUCGGUUCCACUGAAAGAGAAGAUGAGACGAUCACAAAAUCCGUCCCCUCUCCGGAAAUGCCCACAGGAAUAAACAGCACUGCUGUUGCCAUCCCGCUGGUACUCCUUGCCCUGCUGGUUGCCGGAAUGGGGAUCUUUGCAGUCCUUAGAAGGAGGAAGAAGAAAGGAAAUCCAUAUGGAUCAGCUAAGGCCCAGAAAACAGACUGUUGGAAACAGAUCAAGUAUCCCUUUGCUAGACACCAGUCCGCCGAGUUCACCAUCAGCUAUGAUAAUGAAAAGGAAGUGACACAAAAGUUAGACCUCAUCACAAGUGAUAUGGCAGAAGCCGGUUCACACCAGGCCGAUACACCGACAGGAGCUAGAGCAGAGCUAUGGCAAUGGCCCCGGUACCACGACAAUCUGGAAGCCCUGAAUUCAUCUGUCACUAAGGUUUUGGUGAAGACACUAAGAGGGACUGGAAAGCACAGCUCCUGCCCUUGUGGAAGACGAGCUAGGAGAUAAAAGAAGCCGCCCAGUGUUA